This is a messenger RNA of Solanum tuberosum (potato), 471 nucleotides long. RefSeq names its product RNA-directed DNA polymerase homolog. The transcript has a single exon. Bases 1 to 471 code for a protein of 156 amino acids. The record is from RefSeq and is a predicted model, not a curated record. NCBI's taxonomy places the organism in Eukaryota, Viridiplantae, Streptophyta, Magnoliopsida, Solanales, Solanaceae.
AUGGGUGCUCAUAUGUUGUUUGUGAGGAAGAAAGAUGAAUCCAUGAGGAUGUUUAUUAAUUAUCAACAGUUGAACAAAGUGACAGUGAAGAACAAGUAUCAUAUUUCUCGUAUUGAUGAUUUGUUUGAUCAGCUUCAGGUUCCAUCUCUAUUUUCUAAGAUUGAUUUGAGAUUCGGUUAUCACGAGCUGAAUAUUAAGGCAUCGGACAACCCUAUGAUAAUUUUUUGGACUCAUUAUGGUCACUAUGAGUUUCUUAUGAUGUCAUUCGGUUUGACUUAUACCCCUGCAUCAUUCAUUGAGUUGAUGAAUGGGGUGUUCCGACCUUAUCAGAAUACCUUUGUGAUAGUGUUCAUUGAUGACAUCUUGGUAUACUCCAAGACUGAGGAAGAUCACAAUCAGCAUUUGAGGAUUGUACUCCAGAGAUUGAUAAAAGAGAAGUUUUAUUCCAAGUUCUCGAAGUGCAAGUUUUAG